Messenger RNA from Plasmodium gallinaceum, 2643 nucleotides. Its product is annotated as DNA repair helicase RAD25, putative. The record is from RefSeq and is a predicted model, not a curated record. Gene Ontology annotation, molecular function: DNA binding; hydrolase activity; 3'-5' DNA helicase activity. Gene Ontology annotation, biological process: transcription initiation at RNA polymerase II promoter; nucleotide-excision repair. The transcript is spliced from 3 exons. NCBI's taxonomy places the organism in Eukaryota, Apicomplexa, Aconoidasida, Haemosporida, Plasmodiidae. Gene Ontology annotation, cellular component: transcription factor TFIIH holo complex; nucleotide-excision repair factor 3 complex; transcription preinitiation complex. The coding region runs from base 1 to 2643 and encodes 880 amino acids.
AUGAAAAAAGUUGAAGAUACACAUAAUAAUAUUACAAAAAGUACUAAUAAAAAAAGUUAUUAUAAGAGAAAAGAUAUUUUAAAUGAGGAUUAUUAUGCAAAAAAUGAGAAAAGACGUAAAUUGAAGGCUUCUAAAAAAAUAAAAGGGAGUUCCAGUGGAGAUUUUACAAAAAAGGCAAAAAACAAAUUUAAAGAAUUUUAUGAAAUGCAUUUUGAUAAAAAAGUAAUAAAUUUACCAUUUAGUGCAGAUUCUAUAAACAUACAACAAAAAGGAUUUCAUGAUUACAGUAAAGAUAUGAAAUUAAAAAAAAAUCAUAUGAAUAAACCAAUGUGGAUAUGUUCAGAUGGAUUUAUAUAUUUGGAAAUGUUUAAUAGUUGCAGUAAACAGGCAUCUGAUUUUCUUAUUACGAUAGCUGAACCAAUAUGCAGACCUGAAUUAAUUCAUGAAUUCCAAUUAACUAUUUUUUCUUUAUAUGCAGCAAUAUCUGUAGGAAUUACACUUGAUGAAUUAUUAAUAAAUUUAGAUAAGUUUUCUAAGAAUGUACUACCUAAAGAAUUAGUUCAUAAUAUUACAAAAAGUGCUGAAUCAUUUGGUAAAGUUAAAUUAGUACUAAGAGAAAAUAAAUAUUAUAUUGAAGCUACAAAUAAAUCAGAAUUAGAUUAUUUAUUAAAUAAUAAUUCCAUAAAAAAUGCAAGGAUAUAUUCUAAUGAUAAUAAUGAACAAAAAAUAAAAAGUGUGUGUAAUAUGAAUGAUAGUAUUUUAGAAGAAAAAUAUAAGGAAAAUAACAAUAAUAAUAUAACAAAUAACACUAACAAUUUUUUAAAUGAAAAAAGUAAUGAAAAUAAGAAUGAAGAAUCUUAUGUAACUUAUGAAGCACCUGUAUUAGAUACCACCCAACUAGGAUUCAAGAUAAGCGAAAGUGAAAAACAAUUGAUUUUUCAAGAAAAAAAAAAUAUAAAUGAAAAUAUAAAUGAAAAUUUGGGAAAUUCAUCAGAAGUAUAUUCGUUUGAAGUGAAUUGCGAUAAAAUAGAAGAAGUAAAACAAGAAGCAUUGCAGACUAUGCAAAGACCAUUGUUAAUGGAAUAUGAUUUUAGAAGAGAUAAAAAAAAUCCUAAUUUAAUAUGUUCAUUAAAAAGCCAUGUGCAAAUAAGAUAUUAUCAAGAAAAGGCAUUAAGAAAAAUGUUUAGUAAUGGAAGAAGUAGGUCAGGUAUAAUAGUUUUACCUUGUGGUGUAGGUAAAACUUUAACAGGGAUAACAGCAGCUAGUACAAUUAAAAAGUCAUCAUUAUUUUUAACAACAUCAGCAGUAGCAGUUGAACAAUGGAAAAAACAGUUUGAGGAUUUCACUAAUAUUCACCCAAGGCAUUUAAGAAUAUUAACAUCUGAUUACAAGUUUGAUUUAUGGCCAAUUAACGAAGCAGGUGUUUUAAUUUCUACAUAUACUAUGUUGUCGUAUUCAGGAAAAAGAAGUGAACAGAGUUUAAAAAUUGUUAAUGAUAUUAGAAGAAGAGAGUGGGGAUUAUUAGUAUUUGAUGAAGUUCAAUUUGCACCUGCACCAUCUUUUAGAAGAAUAAAUGAUAUUGUGAAAUCUCAUUGUAAACUUGGUUUAACAGCAACUUUAGUAAGAGAAGAUUUGUUGAUUAGAGAUUUGCAGUGGAUUAUUGGACCUAAAUUAUAUGAAGCUAAUUGGGUGGAAUUACAAAAUAAGGGAUUUUUAGCUAAAGCUUUAUGUAAAGAAAUAUGGUGUAGUAUGCCUGGUUCUUUUUAUAAAUAUUAUUUAAAGUCUAAUAGUUUUAUUAAAAGAAGAUUAUAUACAUGUAACCCUAAAAAAUUAAUGAUGUGUGAAUAUUUAAUUAAAUAUCAUGAACAAAAUAAUGAUAAAAUUAUUGUUUUCAGUGAUAAUAUUUUUGCUUUACUACAUAUUGCUAAAACGUUAAACAAACCAUUUAUAUAUGGAAAGUUAUCUCCAAUUGAAAGAAUUGCUAUCAUAAAUAAAUUUAAAAAUGAUUCAUCUAUCAAUACUAUUUUAUUAAGUAAAGUUGGAGAUAAUGCAAUUGAUAUUCCUAUAGCAAAUGUUGUUAUUCAAAUUUCUUUUAAUUUUGCAUCAAGAAGACAAGAAGCACAAAGAUUAGGAAGAAUUAUAAGACCUAAAAAUAAAGCCAAUGAAAAAAAAAAUAUAAAUGAACCUGAUUCCUUCUUUUAUAGUUUAGUUAGUAAAGACACAAUAGAAAUGUGUUACUCUGAUAAAAGACAACAAUUUCUCAUUAAUCAAGGAUAUGCAUAUAAUGUUCAUAGUGAUAAUAUUGUUGAUUUUAAUAAAAUAAAUUUAGUAUAUAAAAAUAAAAAAAUUCAAGAUAACUUAUUAAAAUGCAUUUUAGCUAGCACAGACGAUGGGAAUAUGGAUGAAGAUGAUGAUUUAUUUGAAGAUCAAAAUUUUAAUAAAGAAAAUUCAAAGAUUAAUAAAAGUAACAUUAAUGGAUUUUCAAAUAAAAAGGAAGAUUCUUUAAAAAAAGUAGAAAAUGGAAGCUUGUUAAAAUUAGCAUCCAAUAUAGAUGUAACAUUUAAUGAUAAAAAAAAAAACGCACCAAAAAAAUUUGCUGAUAAACAUAUUCUAUUUAGAAAAUUUUUAAAUCAAAACAAAUAA